AUCCAGCUAGAUGGGAUGCCCGUGGCCCUAGGGGCCCGGCUUAUUGUCCUAAGGGAACACUGGCCCGGCGGCCAGCCGGGACCCCAGGCUGCGAUGGGGCGGUGGGUCUCUUGGCGGUGCUGGCGAUGGAUGACUCCGGCCCGGCCUUCGCCGGUAGAUGCUGUCGGUUCCGGAUUACAAAACCCGCCUGCGCAGCCUCCACUUCCAGGCCACGCUGCAGGAGAAGACGGAGGAGAUCCAGGCCAGCCUGGAGUGCCUGCGCCAGGCCUCCCUGGAGCUCAAGAACAGCCGGAAGCUCGCCAAGAUCCUGGAGUUCGUGUUGGCCAUGGGCAACUAUCUCAACGACGGACAGCCCAAAACCAACAAGACCACGGGCUUCAAAAUCAACUUCCUGACGGAG
Messenger RNA from Myotis brandtii (Brandt's bat), 400 nucleotides. RefSeq names its product delphilin-like. The record is from RefSeq and is a predicted model, not a curated record. The annotation marks the transcript as partial. Lineage: Eukaryota; Metazoa; Chordata; Mammalia; Chiroptera; Vespertilionidae. The transcript is spliced from 2 exons.